This is a messenger RNA of Oryzias melastigma (Indian medaka), 4320 nucleotides long. It is a transcript of the gene chdh, whose product is annotated as choline dehydrogenase. Lineage: Eukaryota; Metazoa; Chordata; Actinopteri; Beloniformes; Adrianichthyidae. The coding region runs from base 140 to 2023 and encodes 627 amino acids. The transcript is spliced from 10 exons. The record is from RefSeq and is a predicted model, not a curated record. Gene Ontology annotation, molecular function: flavin adenine dinucleotide binding; choline dehydrogenase activity. Gene Ontology annotation, cellular component: mitochondrial inner membrane.
AAAGGACACUUGGAAACUCAAAGCCACAGACGACAGAGUCAGUGAACACACCACUAGAAGCCACGCCCACAGGCUCUGGUUUCCUCUGGGCUCGCGGCCGCAGCAGCUUCUCCGCGUUCACAGAGAAUAAGGAAGUACGAUGCCUUCUCUGGCCACAGUUGCUCAAAGAGGAGCUCAAAGGUUUUCUGGAAUCACUUCGGGGAGAACUUUGAAGAAUGGCGGCUGCUUCUUUACCUGUUCACCCAAACAUCACCUCAUCCCCAACAUCAGACAAGGACAGACAUUUUCUGGUUCUCCCUUGAAGCAUUAUAGGUGCUUCUCGGCCUCAUCCCCUGACCAGAAUCAAAAAACGCCAUCCUUCAGCUAUGUGGUUGUGGGGGCGGGGUCAGCAGGAUGUGUUCUCACCAACCGCCUUACAGAAGACGCCCAUGAGUCUGUGCUGCUGCUGGAAGCCGGACCUAAAGAUCUGUUUCUUGGGAGCUUAAGGCUUUCAUGGAAGAUCCACAUGCCAGCUGCUCUGACCUACAACCUCUGUGAUGACAAGUAUAACUGGUACUACCAUACUUUACCUCAGGCCCACAUGAACAACAGGGCCUUGUACUGGCCGAGGGGGCGUGUGUGGGGAGGGUCCUCCUCACUUAAUGCCAUGGUUUACAUUCGUGGACACGCUGAAGACUACAACCGCUGGCAGAGGGAAGGUGCAGCGGGCUGGGAUUACCAGCACUGUUUGCCUUACUUUAGGAAAGCUCAGUGUCACGAGCUCGGAGAAAACAGGUACAGAGGGGGCAGUGGACCUCUCCAUGUGUCUAGAGGAAAGACCAACCACCCCCUUCACAAAGCUUUUAUUGAGGCGGGGCAGCAGGCCGGAUACCCGUUCACCGACGACAUGAACGGAUACCAGCAGGAAGGCCUGGGGUGGAUGGACAUGACCAUUUACAAAGGGAAGAGAUGGAGUACGGCCAGCGCCUACCUCAGGCCCGUCCUGAGCCGACCCAACCUAAAGACGGAGGUUCGCUGCGUGGCCACCAGGAUCCUGUUUGAUGGUGGUCGUGCUGUUGGGGUGGAAUACAUGCAAGAUGGACAAAAGAAGAAAGUGUUUGCAGAAAAAGAGGUGAUACUGAGCGGAGGAGCCAUCAACUCCCCUCAGCUCCUCAUGCUGUCUGGGGUGGGAAAUGCAGAUGACUUGAAGGAACUUGGCAUCCCUGUUGUUCAGCACUUGCCAGGUGUUGGUAGUAACCUGCAGGAUCAUUUGGAGCUAUAUGUCCAGCAGCAGUGCACUCAACCCAUCACGUUGUACAAGGCGCAGAAACCGUUCCACAUGGUUAAGAUCGGCCUUGAGUGGCUCAGCCUGUUUACCGGUUACGGAGCAACCGCACAUUUGGAGAGCGGGGGAUUUAUACGCAGUCGACCGAACGUAACACACCCUGACAUCCAGUUUCACUUUCUUCCUUCCCAAGUAAUUGACCAUGGACGAGUUGCAUCGAAGAUUGAGGCCUAUCAGGUGCAUGUUGGACCUAUGAGGAGCACCAGUAUUGGGUGGAUGAAGCUGAAGAGCACCAACCCUCUGGAUCACCCAAUUCUACAGCCAAACUAUCUUUCCACAGACAUCGAUGUGUGGGAGUUCAGGCAGUGUGUCAAACUGUCCAGAGAGAUCUUUGCUCAGAAGGCAUUUGAUCCGUUCCGCGGCCCUGAAGUACAGCCCGGCCCGCAGAUCCAGUCUGAUGACGAUAUUGACGCUUUUGUCCGCCAAAAGGCAGACAGCGCCUACCACCCAUCCUGCACCUGUAAGAUGGGUUCCCCGUCAGACCCGAUGGCGGUCGUUGGCGCAGACACGCGAGUUUUGGGCCUGGAACGCCUUCGAGUGGUCGACGCUUCCAUCAUGCCCAGCAUCGUCAGCGGAAACCUAAACGCCCCGACCAUUAUGAUCGCUGAGAAGGCUGCAGAUAUCAUCAGAGGUCGCCCUCCUCUUGCAGACCCAGGAGUUCCUGUGUACCAACCACCAACGUUAGAAACACAGAGAUAAAUGGAGACCAUGAUCUAAUAUUGUUUACCUGACAGGUAAAGGGUGUGUGGGGGUCAGAUGCAGUUACAGCUCCAUCCACAGGUGCAGUAAUCAUUUUAGUCAUUAGUCUUUUAAUGUGAAGGAAUCUUUAAAUGUUUAUUUCAUACAUUCAAAACUCUACAUGUAUUUGUCACUUGAGAUGUCACCUUCGUCAAGUAGACGUGGGAAAAGUUUCUGCUCCUGACAGAUUUUAAUCUAAAAGUUCAUCUCAGUUCAGCCAAACUAAACAUCACAAAUGUGAAAAUUCCCUGUUCUAAAUCAAGCAUUCAGAUCAUCAGCCAUUUGCCAAAUACACACUAAACACAAUUUUUCUUGGUAAAAACGAACACUAACUUUUGUAGCGCCUUAUAAGCGAUUCAUUAUUUUAAAAAAGUGUUUAUGUAGAAGAACUUUAAAUCUUUAACUUAACAACUGCAGUAGAAUUAAGCUAAACUGAAUUGUUUGAACGAGAAAGGAGUGAAAAAUCCUGCCCUAAACUCCUACGGAUCAUUUCACUUUUAUGUCUUUUCUCGAGAGAAAAUUAUUGACUUGAUUCUUUCAAAUAGACAGAUUUUGUAAAUGUUUUUUAGUUUUUAAAAAUAUUUUAAAGCUGAUGUACAACAAAUAAUUAUCUGAAGAGUUUAUGCUAAAAAAGUUCCUGUGUGAAAGUGAAGUCAUCCUUUGUUUUGGGUUUUUUUUGUCCUAAAAUGAUUUUUUUCUCAUACCUCAUACUUGAUCUUCAGUGAAUUUAAUAUUUGUGGAUUCACUUUUUUUCUGUUUCAAUGGCACAAUACUUUAUCAUUCAUUCAGUUAGUUUUUAGGUUUGUAGCUUAAUAAUUAACUCAUUUAUGUUAACUAGAUGGUCUGUCCAUUUCAAAGUAGACUGAAAAAGUUGCAGUUUUUUUUAAAUGACCUGAAGAAACAAAAGAUGUGACUUAGAGCUUAAAGCUUUUUGCACUGUGUUUUUCUGAUUCAACAUAGCUCACAGCUGUUUACAGUAAAAACCUUUACAUUCAUUUCUAUUAAGUGAUUGGCAGCUUUUAGUUUCAGCUCAGUUCUGUGUACUCACAUCAGCUGUUCGAUCACACUGCAAAAACACAAAAACCCCUAGAAAUGGAAAAAAAUCCAUAAAAUUUGAAAAAAUUGUCUUUAACUAAAUGAAACAAAAUGGUUAUAUUGUCAUUGGACGUUUUUCCUGAUAAGAUUAUUUUUCUUGAAAGACAUAAAAAAAUACAAUUUUCUUCAAAUAAGCAUAUUUUCCCAAUCCUAAAAUGAAGUUUUUGCAGUUCACAGACUUUAAUAUCCUCCCUGAGUCCUGCAGGCUCAUCUAUUUUAGCGACACAUUCUUAUCACGGCCUUUUCUGCACUCGUUGCAUAUCAACAGGAAAUCAGCACUUCUAUGGUGAGAGAAGCUGCACCGAUUCUGAUGAAGUGUGAAUAAUUUCCCAAACCAUGUAAGGAGGUUAGUGUUUCUUCAGAAAGGAGUAAACAGGAGGUAGAAGAUACGGUAACCAAGCACAUUAGGGCCAACAGAAAUAGCUGUUGUUCUCAUUUAUUAACAGAACAAGCCUUCCAUCUUAAAGCCUCUGCAGUUUCAGGUAUGCUUCAGUGACCUUUCCAUGCAGGAUCAUCCAUACCUAGAAACUGAAACCAUGUAUGUUCAGCCACUUCUGUCUUUAUUUUUUUAAAUGUUUUAUUGAUUCUUACUCACAUCAAUGCUGAUUAUUGUGUAUAAUUGAAGUUUUUUAAAUGAAGGUGCUUAAUAAUCAAUACAUUUAUACUGUAGGUGACUUAUUUGUGACUAAAGACAAUCAUAAUUUUAAUUUGAAGUUUUUUUAAUCACUUUUAGUCACUUAUCAUGACCUAUCACUGAAGUGAUGAUUGUUUACUAGUGUAUUUGUGCAAUAACAUUAAAUCAUGACAAUGAAGGAGCAGAAAGGGAAAUAACUGCCAUCCUUUUUUAGAUUUUUUAUUGUUUUUAUUCUUUGUACUGACUGUCAAUAAAUCAUUGCGACUUUGUCCUUGUCAUUUUAUGCAGCAGGUUAGUUUUCAUUUCAGGCAAAAAUUCAAAUGUACAAAACAGAGUUUUUGUUUUUAUUGGUACAAAAUCUAUCAGGUAUUCGUUCUUAUGCUACAAAGUAGAUAGAGCUUUAUUUUUUAAACAGCAAAUAGGUAGAAAGAAGUUUUUUUUACAAAUAUUACAGAUUUUUUUACAUAAUUUUGUAUACACCUGUAGAGCAGUGGAAGGUAGAAAAAAUAAAGCUGUGCUGCACAACAAA